Messenger RNA from Lycium ferocissimum, 1491 nucleotides. RefSeq names its product protein SRG1-like. NCBI's taxonomy places the organism in Eukaryota, Viridiplantae, Streptophyta, Magnoliopsida, Solanales, Solanaceae. Bases 175 to 1266 code for a protein of 363 amino acids. The transcript has 4 exons. The record is from RefSeq and is a predicted model, not a curated record.
CAGCGGCGAUGUAAAUCUGGUAGCUGAUGAUGACACAAAGACAAAAAGUUUUUGUCAUCAUAUAUUAUAAAAAAUAAAAAUGGAAUCAAUAGCUAAAAGGACUCUAUAGUUCUUGUUUUGGCUGUUCGUUUUGAUCGAGACAUUUAAUAAUUUUCAGGUUUGCAACAAGAGCGAAUGGAAUCAACGCCGGCAAAAUUGAAGUUUGGAAAAUCUUUGUUAGUUCCAAGUGUUCAAGAGCUUGCCAAAGAGCACCUUACCAAUAUUCCAGCCAGGUAUGUCCGCCCAGAACAAGAAUCUCCGGCCGUAUCUGCUGGAGAGGCAGUUCCUACAGUCCCCGUUAUCGAUCUUCAAAAGUUGAUAUCCGGGGAUUCCAUGAAUUCUGAGUUGCAAAAGCUUCACUCUGCUCGCCAAGAAUGGGGUUUCCUCCAGGUUUCAAACCAUGGAGUGACACCUUCGUUACUGGAGGACUUCAAGAGAGAAGUUAUAGAAUUCUUCGGACUUCCAAUGGAAGAAGAGAAGAAACUAUGGCAAAAGGAAGACGACUUUGAAGGUUUCCGCCAGGCAUUCGUUGUAUCGGAGGAGCAGAAGCUUGAUUGGAGUGACAUGUUUGCCAUAGCUACUCUUCCUCCUCAUAUCCGUAAAGUGGACUUGUUUCGGAAGUUGCCUUCAAAGCUCAGGGACAUCAUGGAAGCAUACUGCAAAGAAAUCAAGAGCCUAGCAGUGACCAUCCUAUAUCAAUUGGCAAAGGCUUCAAGGAUGGAUGAAAAGGAAAUGAGAGAUCUGUUCAGUGAUGGUAUGCAGUCAAUGAGGAUGAAUUAUUAUCCGCCUUGCCCUGAGCCAGGCAGGGCAAUUGGCUUAAGUCCUCAUUCUGAUACUGUUGCCCUCACCAUCCUUCUCCAGCUUAAUGAAACUGAAGGUCUUCAAGUCCGAAAAGACGAUAUCUGGGUGCCUAAAAAACCCCUCCCAAAUGCUGUGAUUGUGAAUAUUGGCGAUAUGCUGGAGAUAGUAAGCAAUGGUGUUUAUAGGAGCAUUGAGCACAGAGCAACAGUAAAAUCAAAAGAAGAGAGGCUCUCUGUUGCAACAUUCUAUAAUAUCAACCUUGACUCCGAACUAGGACCUGCACACAGCCUCAUUGGUCCACAUAAUCCUGCCAUUUUCCGAAGAGUUCCCGUGCAAAAAUAUUUACAAGACCUUUUUUCCCGAAAACUUGAUGGAAAAUCGUAUGUUGAUUUCAUGAAGGUAAAGACGAGGGAUGACGAAUGCUAGGUAACAUCUGCUUAUAUAAGUUACUCUUGCUAUUGUAAUUUGGAGUUCCCCUGUUUGAUAUUAUAAAGAAGAAAACCAGUACUCUUCUUUCAUUAUAUGUGACGGUUUUACAUUUGUUACAGAGUCAAAUGUUGAUUUGUGUAUUGUAUUUGUAGGAAGGAAUCAGUGGCGGAGCCACACUAUGCCGAGGGUGUUCAUCCGAACCCCUUCGGCGGAAAAAAACAU